Messenger RNA from Zingiber officinale, 599 nucleotides. Its product is annotated as agamous-like MADS-box protein AGL62. The transcript has 2 exons. Bases 24 to 599 code for a protein of 191 amino acids. Gene Ontology annotation, molecular function: DNA-binding transcription factor activity, RNA polymerase II-specific; protein dimerization activity; RNA polymerase II cis-regulatory region sequence-specific DNA binding. Gene Ontology annotation, biological process: regulation of transcription by RNA polymerase II. NCBI's taxonomy places the organism in Eukaryota, Viridiplantae, Streptophyta, Magnoliopsida, Zingiberales, Zingiberaceae. The record is from RefSeq and is a predicted model, not a curated record.
GCAGAGGCCGUCAAAGGAUCGCGAUGGAGGCGAUCGAGAAUGCGGCUGCGCGGAAGGUGUGCUUCUCCAAGCGCCGCGCCGGCUUGUUCAAGAAGGCGGCCGAGCUCUCCGUCCUCUGCGGCGCCGAGAUCGCCGUCCUCGCCUUCUCCCCCAGCGGCAAGCCCUUCUCCUUCGGCCACCCCUCCGUCGACUCCGUGCUCGCCCGCUUCUUCUCCGCCUGGCCUGCUCCCCCUCGGCACCACCCCCUCGCUGGGGCCCUGCUUCAGGCGCUUAGACGGCAGGAGUCGCAGCUCGCGGAGCGGCUCGAGGCGGAGAGGAGGAGGAAGGCGGCUCUCGAGGCGGCGAUUUUCCGGCCUUGGGGCACCGUAGCGGACCUGAUGGACGCCGACGUCGAGGCGCUCGGGAUGCCGGAGCUCGGCCUGCUGCAGAGAGCGCUGGAGUGGGUGCGGGCGGAGGCGGCGGGGCAGGGCGGAGCAACUGGCCUUCGAGGCUUUGCAGCCGUCGAACGUGGCGGUCAACGCCGGUGUCUUUGUCACCGCCGACGCCCCCACGGGGGCGGCGGCUCCAAAUAUGUGUGCAGGAAUAAAAAGAGAAAGUAA